Molecule: messenger RNA, 8112 nt
Organism: Sinocyclocheilus grahami
Lineage: Eukaryota; Metazoa; Chordata; Actinopteri; Cypriniformes; Cyprinidae
Product: sacsin-like
Exons: 9
Coding region: 124-8112 (2662 amino acids)
Source: RefSeq, a predicted model, not a curated record
AUUGUGCGCACUGAGAGGGUUUAACUGUGUGCUUCUGAUCGCUUUGCUUUCAUUCUGCGGGUAGGAGUGGAAGCAUCAUCAUGACCCAUAAGGACCAUUAAAGGAGACUGUAAAAGAAAGACAAUGAGUUCAGCAUCAAGGCAAAAGAAGAAAAAGAAAAAUAAAUUCGGUGCUACGUCUCCACCAUUCAUUGAUUACUUGAAAGAAAUUUUGAGAAGGUACCCAGAUGGGGGACAAAUAUUGAAGGAGCUGAUACAGAAUGCAGAUGAUGCAGGAGCUUCAACUGUGGUGUUUAUUCAUGAUGAGAGACAUUAUGAGACUGACAGCCUGUGGACUGAAGAGCUCAGAAAAUAUCAAGGACCUGCUCUCUAUGAGCUGAUACAGAAUGCAGAUGAUGCAGGAGCUUCAACUGUGGUGUUUAUUCAUGAUGAGAGACAUUAUGAGACUGACAGCCUGUGGACUGAAGAGCUCAGAAAAUAUCAAGACUUGCCAUGUGUCGUCAGUUCUGAGCACCUAGCCAUUUUUGACCCACAAAAGAAGAUGUUUGGAGAGGAUGAAGAAGGCUAUCGAUGGUCUUUGAAUGAUGAAGAGGACAGAGAGAGCCUUUUGAAAUUCAGAGAUCAGUUUCAGCCCUUUCAAAAUAUUGUCAGUCAAGUCAACAGUUGUUCCUGGGAGAAGGUCAUCAGUGAGGAGCAAUACUUUAAAGGAACGCUCUUCCGUUUCCCUCUGCGUAAUGAGGCUUCAGAGAUCUCAGAUAACUUAUAUGACUCCAAAAAAGUUAAUCAGCUAUUUGACAGUUUCAUUGCUGAUGCGGACAUCAGUCUUCUUUUCCUGAGAAAUGUGUCAUCCAUUACUUUGCUACAUAUUGACACCAAUGGCCUCUGCAACAAUAGGCUCAAAGUUUCAGUGUCAAAUAACUUUAUCACUGACCUUUCUUAUAUCAAGAAAGAAUUGUUUGACAGAAAAACAUGUUUUAAAACAGUAUCACAGAUUUGCCAGCAAAUGGUAGAAACAAGGUCCCAGUGGCUUGUGACAACUUGCCUUCUGAAACAGGGACAUAUACCAGAGAUUGACUGUCUAGCUAAUAAGCUGAGCUUCUACCCUCAAGUUGAUGCAGCAUUUCGAUUAGAUGAAGACAGAUCACUUUGCAAUGGGCGACUAAGUUGCUUUCUGCCACUUCCAAAUAAUGAACCAAACAAAACUGGGCUUCCCAUUCACAUCAAUGCUUGCUUUGGCCUGACAGACAAUCGGAGGUUCAUCAAGUGGCAAGAGGAGGAUCAGAAGAAUGAUGAGUCUGCGAUGUGGAAUGAGCUGCUCACAAAAGAUAUUCUUCCCCAUGUAUAUCUCAUGAUGAUCCGAGAUGCCAUUCAAUUAUCUGAAAAAUCAGCCCUGCCUUCCCCUACUGUGUACAAUCUUUGGCCCGACCUAUCGAAGACUGUACAUAAAGAGAGGUGGCAUAAAGUUGCAACGAAUACUCUGAAAGGUCUAUUUGAAUACAAGAUCUUUCACCUUGCUGAUAAUGAGCAAAUCUGGGUGUCUCCCUCAGACGCAGUUUUUCCAGUAAACAAUAUACGUAGUGACACAAUGUCUGCAGUGUCAAGAUUAUUGAUUGCUAAAAGAGAGAACCUGGUCACAGUCCCAGAACAUGUUUUGAAAGAUGUUCAAGAAAUCUUCCCUGAAAGUGAUACCUUGACAUGGGUGACUCCAUCUUAUGUUAGAGAUGUCCUUCACAGAAGUGAGGCUGAAAAUCUCAGUAAAGAUGACAAAUACUCUCUUCUUGAAUUUGCUCUCAGUGAUGAAAAGUACACAGAGCUACAAGGACUUAAGCUUCUUCCUCUCAGUGAUGGAACCUUCACUUCAUUUGGCAAUGGAAUGCAGAAGACUGUUUUGAUUGACAAUGAGAAGUUUCCAAGAACAUUGCUGCCAUUUUGUAAAGAGAGGUUUUUACCCAACGAUCUGAGCCAUUUUUGCACUGUGCAAUUAAGGAAACUAGCAACAAGGAGCAUAUACAACAUAAUCAAUUUGGAUGCACAACAUGUUGUUGCACUCACAAAGCAGCACUUACCCAUGGACUGGAAAGUGACCCAAGGUCAUGUGACAUGGAAAACAACAGAAGAUCAUCAUCCACCAAAGAGCUGGCUGGUUGAAUUCUGGAAGUUUCUUGGCGCUGAAUGGAAUGAGUUAAGCAGCUUUAUUAACAUGCCUUUAAUACCACUGGAGCCACUGCAGAGUUCAGGCAAUUCUAUAUUGUUAGCAAGGUUGCAGAGUAACACAACUUUGAUCUUUCAGAGUAGCACAGGGUCCAACUUGUCAAAUAAUGUUCAGAAAGUGUUAAGGAUGGUGGGAUGUACAGUCAUAAAAAGAGAUGAGUGUCUUAGACAUCAUUACAUGGAGAGUUAUGUUCUUCCAGCUUCACCAAGAAAUGUUCUACAAGUCAUUGUGAACUCCAACAGAGAUCAGGUCAUCAAAGGCAUUGCCUCUGCUUCAUCACAUGAAAGAGAGGAGUUGAAAGUGUACCUCUCUUCUUUGGAUUCUCUCUCAGUUGCUGAACAGAACCUACUUUCCAUGUUGCCAAUCUUCAAAAUGAUGUCUGGGAAAUAUGUUGCAGUUAAAUCAAAGCAAGCAGUUGUUUCAACCACCAAUCCAGCCAUUCCAAAUGAUCUGCCAAUGCCUGACACCAUUGUACAGUGUGCAAAUGAAGCUGAUCGCAGACUUUUGACUCUUUUGAAUAUUGAACUCUUGGAUGCAGCUAAAGUGGCUGUUCAUUUGGUUGACUGCAUUAAGACAGGCUCUUUCAAAAACGGUGAGGAACAGACAAUAAUGACCUGGAUUCUGAAUAAUGGUAGCAUUCUACUCUCACAAAGUGAGCAGCUGUUCACAAAAACAAAAAGUCUCAAUUUUAUUGAGACAACUCAGGGAGAACGCAAACAAGCCUCAAAUGUUUUCGAUCCAAGAAACAAGACAUUCCAGGACCUUUUUGAAGGAGAUUUCUUUCCCCCACCCAUUUACACAAAGACCCAGGAAAUGCUUCAGAGUUUGCAACGUCUUGGCUUAAAGACAGACCAAAAAGAACUAUCAACAGCAAACAUACUCCAAGUCAUAAAUCAUAUUGAAAAGCUUUGUUUACACUCACCAGAUAAGGCAUUCAAAAAAGCACAUACUCUUGUUCAUGUACUGAAUGUGAAUGAUUUCCUUUCCAAAUUCACCAAGAUGCAGAUAGGAGAGUUGAUGCAAAGGAAGUGGGUGCCUUGUGAAAAUCCAGAGUUCUUGAAUGGAAGCAUCUGUAGAAAUCUAAAGCGAGGUUUGUAUAAGCCUGCUGAAGUUAGGGAUUCAGUGUAUUCUUCAAUUGUUGGAUAUGUAAUGCCACUUAGCUCUGAGCUAAACAAACAUGUGUGCAACAGUCUUGGACUUUAUGAGCCCCCUCCUGCUGAAAAAGUCUUGGAGAACCUCUCUGCACUGAGAUCAAUGGUAAACCCAAAUUCAGAUUUUCAGUUUAAAACCAAGCUGCACAGUAUCUAUAAAUUCAUGCAGGACAACAUGAUAAAUUUCAGAGAUUUAAUGGACACAGAAUACACCCCCUGGAUCUGGAAUAAAAGUGAGUUUGUCUGUCCAGGAGAUAUAGUUUUAGCCUAUCCACCUGGAUUGGAUCUAAGCCCUUACAUCAAGAAAGUGCCUGAGGAGUUUUUGCGAUAUGAAAACUUGCUAACAAAAUUUGGUGUGAAGAAAACACUGUCUGAUGAGGAGAUUGAAGGCAUACUCCAUGACAUAAAACAUAGAAUUGACCGCAGGUGUCCUCCUCAUGGAGACUUGACAGAACUUGAAGUGGCAAUUGCCAUUCUUGACUGGAUACGAAAGAAUGAGAAGCUUUUAAAGGACAGCACACCUGUACCUGUCAUGGCACAAAACCAAAAAUUUACUCUCCAGUCUUUGUCCAAAACAGUCUUCUGUGACAUAAGUGCUGAAGCACUAGAUGACCUGAAACAAGACAAUGAGGAAUUUUAUGUCAUUCAUGAGGAAGUUAAACUCCUCACUGCAAGAUGGUUGAAAGUCCCAUUCUUAAGUACUCGCAUCUUAAACCCACAGUUAAUACAAGCAGAGCAAGAGUUAUUUGGUAUAGAACAAUGUGGGCAAUCUGAACCAAUUACUCAAAGAAUUAAGAACAUUCUUAAAGAGUAUGAUGAAGAAAGUGACAUUUUCAAAGAACUCCUACAAAAUGCUGAGGAUGCUGGGGCAACCACAUGUAAAUUCCUCCUUGACUUCCGAAAACACAGAGACCCCCCUGAAACCCUCAUUGAUGAUGGAAUGGCCUUCUGCAAUGGACCAUGCCUUUGGAUCUUCAACAAUGAGCUCUUUUCACAAGAAGACUGGAGAAACAUUGUCAAAGUGGGAUCAGCAUCAAAGGAAAACAAAGUUAAGAUGAUUGGAAAGUUUGGGCUUGGAUUUAAUGCUGUUUACCAUGUGAGUGAUAUUCCCUCAAUUUUGAGUGGAAACAGCCUUCUCAUACUUGAUCCAAAUAUCACCCAUUUGGAAAAGCACAUACUCAGCAAAGGAAACCCUGGAAUUAAACUCGACCCAUUCCAGGAACGGCUGUACAAAAGGUUUCCUGGACAGUUUAAAUCUUAUGAAGGCAUUUUUGAUUGUGAUCUGUCAGUGCAAAACAGCAAGAAAUCCUAUAAUGGCACCUUGAUUAAAUUACCAUUUCGCACUCUGGAGGAGGCAAACAAGUCAGAGAUCAGUUCAAAGGUAUAUGAUGAAGAUCGCAUUAGGAGUUUUAAAAAUCAUUUGACUGACAAGUCACAAACUCACCUACUGUUUCUCAAAAGCAUUACAUCUCUGUCCCUUCAAAUUGUCCCUGAAAAUGCAUCGACUCCUCCAAUGAAUGAUCAGAUUCAGACUCCUCUCAAAAUAUCCAGAAAGGUCAUGAAUUCUUUUGCUGUCUCGAAUGAUACAUUUCUCCAAGAGAUCAAGAGCACAUUCAGAAAUACUGAUAUCACAUGCCACAACAUUAUUGAUGUCAACAGAGGACACAUUGUUCAAAUAGUUCAGGAGCAUUCAGAGAGUUCCCUCACCCAGUACUGGCUUUUGUACUCGUGUUUUGGAACACACGAUUCCUUGCAAAUGUUCCAGAAAAGAAAUGAUCAAGAGCAUGUGUUUUCAUUUCCAAUUGGAGGUAUAGCUGUACCUUUGCAUAGAGAGGCAAAAACUAAUACAUGGUCUCCUGACGAAAGCCUCUUUGGCCAGGCUUUUUGUUUUCUUCCUCUCUCAAUUGAGACAGGUCUUCCAGUUCAUGUGAAUGGGACUUUCGCAGUCACAUCAAAUAGGAAAGGCCUAUGGGAAAAAGGAGUGAAGUCUGAGUGGAACAAAGCUUUACUUAAAGAUGCUGUAACCUCUGCUUACAUCACAACACUGCUUGAGCUGAAGAAAAUGGCCCAAAAUGGACACAUCCAGAACUAUUCCUUCUAUGCAUUCUGGCCUAAUGUAGAGAGAGUAAGCAAAGCAUUUUUACCCCUGGUUGAGUCUUUCUAUUCAGCAGUUGCGCAGAAUGGUAAUGGUAAAUCUCUGGAUCUUUUUAGCAAUGGACAUAAUUGGUGUUCUAUGGACAAGGCAAGAUUUCUGAAUCCAAAAAUUCAGAAGAACCAAGCAGUUGGAGACAUUGCCAUGAAAGUGUUCUUGAGCUUGGGAGCUUCAUAUUCCUGUGUUGUUUCUCUCCCAACAUGGGUAAGAGACAGUUUCAGUUAUUGUGGCUUCAAGGAAAUGAUCAAACAGAAAACGAUCAACUGGCCUGAGUUUUAUAGCAUUGUGUUUAAGAACUUGAGUGCUGUGAACACACAUAACAGAAAUGUGCUUGUUCUGAAUGCCAUCGACUUGAAUGAUCCUGCUGUUGAUGACAUACUGAAAAGUUACCCUUGCAUUCCAACACAGAAAUGUCAGAAGCUUCAAUUUAUCAAGCGACUUGUGAAUCCUUCUGGCAAAGUGGCUUGUUUGUAUGAACUUGAGGAAGGACGAUUUCUUGAGGGAACUGCAAAUAACUAUUUCUCACCAAAAAUAAUUCAACGACUUUCCGAUUUGGGAAUGCUGAGUGACCGCCUCCCUUUGGAAGACAUCAUAGAAAGAGCUGGGAAGAUAUCCAGUGUUUGGCAACAGGACCAAUCUAAAUGUCAAAAACGUCUUAAGUGUCUCAUAGAGUCAAUGAAAGACUCCACAGAAGAUGUAAAUUCCCUGCUCUGGCACACACUGUCUCAAAUACCAUUCCUUCCUGCCUUAUCUUCUCUAGUUCAGAAAAACAAGAACAACACCGUUCUUAAAAAACCCUCUGAAGUGUACAGUAAAAGUUGUCGAAAUUUAGUAAGCAUGACAGAAUUCACAGUUGAUCAUUCAAAACUUCAACUACAUAGUUAUGAUUCAGUUCUCCAGAAAUUGAAAGUACGGACAAAUCCACAAGUUGAGACGGUGCUUCAGCAGCUGUUAAAAGCACACCAAUACUGCAAUGGAUUUGAAAAGACUGAUCUCUUCAACAUUGCUCAGUCUUGCUAUGAAUAUCUCAACAAUUACUUGUUGGAACAGAAAGAUCCUAAUCCAAUUAUUGUCCAUGCAAAAUCAUUUCCAUUCAUUUUCAUUGAGGAUCACUUUGUAAAUGUGAAGGCAGUGGCCAGAAGUGAAGAAUUUGAAAAGAAACCAUAUCUCUAUGUACUUCCAGUCAUCUUCUCCAAAUUUGAGAGGCUCUGGGACUGCAUUGGUGUCAAAAAACAAUUCACAAAAGAGCAAUUUGUUACUGCACUUGAGGAAAUUAAGGCUUUAUAUGGAUCUCAGCCUCUUUCCACGUCAGACCUCCAUAACUGUGUUGCAAUACUCGUGAAUGGGCUGUUCAAAAUUAAAGAAGAAAAGCUUACAAACUGUCUCAUACCUGAUGAGAGAAGGGUGCUGACAUCUUCUAAAGAGCUGAGAUUUAAUGACAGCCCAUGGAUGCCUGACUCAGCUGGUGUCAAGCUCUCCCAUGACCUGAUACCUCGUACUGUGGCCUGUCGUUUUGGAGUAAUGACAACAAGACACCAUACUCUGAAGAAUCAUUUGGUCAGUGGGUUUUCAAUCCAUGCCAAGGAGUUUGGACAAACCGAGAAACUAACUGUCAGAAUAAAAAAUAUAAUUGAUGCAUAUCCAUCUAAAAAGGAUAUUCUGAAAGAGCUCAUUCAAAAUGCUGAUGAUGCAGAGGCAACAGAAAUUCACUUUGUGUGGGACAAAAGACAACAUGAAACAAAAAAGAUAUUUGGAAAGAAAUGGGAACUGGCUCAAGGCCCGGCACUUUGUGUGUACAACAACAGAACAUUUUCUGAUGCUGAUCUGCAAGGUAUUCAGCAGCUGGGGGAAGGAGGAAAACAUGGAAGUUUAGGAAGAACUGGGAAAUAUGGACUUGGCUUCAAUUCAGUGUAUCAUUUAACAGACUGUCCAUCUAUCCUGACUGGUGACAAAUGGCUCUGCAUUUCUGAUCCAAAUCUAAAAUACGUGGAAGGUGUAACAAAACAGUCCCCAGGCUGCAUGUUUUCAAUGCAAGACGAAUUUAAAAAGUCUUUUGAGGAUGUUUAUCAUACCUUUCUUCCAAAAAUGUUUGCACUCAAAUCUGGAACCAUGUUCAGGCUCCCUCUCAGAACAGAGAAAAUGGCAGAAAAAUCGGAAAUAUCUAGACAUACAAUCACAGAUCGUGACAUGGAGGAACUUUACUGUGCCUUGACCGAAGAUCCUGAAGGAUUAAUUCUCUUCUUGAAACACAUCAAAAAAAUACAGUUCUCAGAAAUCGGUGAAGAUGGAAAACAACCAAAAUGUUUCCUUAUUGAGAAGAAAUACACAGAGAAUAGCAUGGUAAGCAAGGAAAACUUUCACAGACAUGUUCAAGAUUCCCUCAUGUCAAAAACAGCAGAACCAUCCAAAACCAUCUACAGCAUGCACAUCUCAUCUGGAAUUAAACAAAGUCAGUGGGCCAUUGCAGAGUGCUUUGGCUUUUCAGAACCAAACUAUGAGCAAAAAAACAAGCAGGAUUAUUUCAAAGUUCCUCAAGCUGCUCUGGCUGCAUGUUGGAGCAGCUCAUUUAACCACACAUUUAUCUUAAAUGCAAUGUAA